AUGGAGCCCAGGCCCGCCGCACCGGGGCCUUGUCCCGGCGACUCGCGCGGCGCGGAGCAAGCGGCCGCGGCCUCUUCGCUGAACCCGGCCGGGGCCGACAGCCGGCCCCGGCGCCGCGCUCCCGCCGUGGCUGCUGUGUUGCCGGCGGGGGGGAGUGGGGAGAGGAUGGGCGUCCCCACCCCGAAGCAGUUCUGUCCCAUCCUGGAGAGGCCGCUCAUCAGCUACACCCUGCAGGCCUUGGAGAGAGUAUGUUGGAUAAAGGACAUUGUUGUAGCAGUAACUGGAGAGAACAUGGAAGCAAUGAAGCGUAUUAUUCAGAAGUACCAGCAUCAGCGAAUCUCCCUGGUUGAAGCUGGAGUGACCCGCCACAGGUCAAUUUUCAAUGGACUAAAAGCCCUGGCAGAGGACCAGCCUGACUCUAAACUCUGUAAGCCAGAAGUUGUGAUAAUCCAUGAUGCUGUGAGACCAUUUGUCGAGGAAGAUGUCCUCCUUAAAGUUGUCACAGCUGCUAAGGAACAUGGGGCAGCAGGAGCAAUUCGACCUCUUGUAUCUACUGUAAUCAGUCCAUCUGCUGAUGGUUGCCUAGACCAUUCACUAGAACGUGCCAGACACAGAGCAAGUGAAAUGCCACAGGCUUUUCUAUUUGAUGUGAUCUAUGAAGCCUAUCAGCAGUGUAGUGACUAUGACUUGGAAUUUGGAACUGAGUGUUUGCAGUUGGCUCUAAAAUAUGGUCACAUUAAUGCCAAACUUGUGGAAGGAUCACCUGACCUCUGGAAGGUGACCUACAAACGAGAUCUGUAUGCAGCGGAAUCGAUUAUUAAGGAAAGAAUUUCACAACACAUUUGCAUAGUUAUGGACACAAAAGAAGAUGAGAAUCAUGUAGGUCAUUAUCUUGAAGAAAUACUAAAAAAUGAAUUAAAUCAUGUAAAAGUCACCUCUGGAGCUCUGUGUCCUGCUAGCAGAGAUCUUGAGCAAAUCAUCUUAGAGCAAUGCUACAAUUACGUUUGUGUGAAUGUUAUGUCCUCUGAUUUUGAGGAAACCCGGAAAUUACUGAACAUGCUUGAAGAGAGUAAUCUAUCCAUUUUAUAUCCUAUUGUUGUUAUUUCAGUAUAUUUUCUUGAUUAUAAAUCAGUACCUUUUGAUGAGAAAAUGGAAAGCCUAAUACAGAUCAGGGAAUAUGCAAAGGAAGUGAAAAAAAGAAAUAUUUUAUUAUCUGGUCUUCUUAUAUGUUUCCCACAGGAUGAGCAGAGGCUACAGGCAAGUUUAAGGCAAGGAGUCACAAUUAUUGCCACCUUAAUCAAAGAAAGAAAUUCUGGACUUGUUGGUCAGCUACUGGUAGCAUGAAGAACACAGAGAAAAUUAUGUACCGGGUUUUUAGAAACAUUUACCUAGGUAUCUCUGCUGUGCUUCCCUCCCUAUUGUAUGUGGUAGAAUGUUUAACUUGUCUUUUAUGUCUCACAGUUUGUAGGAUGUGACAUUUGGGUUAUAGAAAUGAAUCAGUGUUUAUAUCUGUGAAAAAAAUACUCUUGUGCAUGUCAAAUAUAAAUUAAUCAGAAAAUAUGCAAAUGGAAAGUAAUAACCUUCAUGUAAUCUUCUGCAAAGGCAUGAAAAAUCAAAUAGAAAUCAUGAUGGAUGAGCUAAUCCUCCUAGGAAUGAGAAUUUAGAGAACUUCAACUGUGGUCUUAUCUCUGUGUUAAUUAGUAAAUCACACUAUCAUGAAAUGAGUAAAAAAAAGAUUGAGAAAAAUUUUUAAUUCUAAAAUUGUCCUCUU
This is a messenger RNA of Neomonachus schauinslandi (Hawaiian monk seal), 1771 nucleotides long. It is a transcript of the gene CRPPA, whose product is annotated as CDP-L-ribitol pyrophosphorylase A. Gene Ontology annotation, molecular function: D-ribitol-5-phosphate cytidylyltransferase activity. Bases 1 to 1344 code for a protein of 447 amino acids. The transcript has 10 exons. NCBI's taxonomy places the organism in Eukaryota, Metazoa, Chordata, Mammalia, Carnivora, Phocidae. Gene Ontology annotation, cellular component: cytosol. The record is from RefSeq and is a predicted model, not a curated record. Gene Ontology annotation, biological process: protein O-linked glycosylation via mannose; isoprenoid biosynthetic process.